Morus notabilis is the source of this 1540-nucleotide messenger RNA. RefSeq names its product polyubiquitin-like. The transcript has a single exon. The coding region runs from base 111 to 1487 and encodes 458 amino acids. Gene Ontology annotation, cellular component: nucleus; cytoplasm. Gene Ontology annotation, biological process: modification-dependent protein catabolic process; protein ubiquitination. The record is from RefSeq and is a predicted model, not a curated record. Gene Ontology annotation, molecular function: protein tag activity; ubiquitin protein ligase binding. NCBI's taxonomy places the organism in Eukaryota, Viridiplantae, Streptophyta, Magnoliopsida, Rosales, Moraceae.
UCCUCUUCCCCGUUUUCCUCACAUUCAUCACAGAAAUUGGUAAAAAAAGCCCUAUUGUUUCAAUCACUCUCUCAAAAUCUGUCAGUUUCUCUUCAAUUUCCUCUGAAAAUAUGCAGAUCUUCGUGAAAACACUAACCGGCAAGACCAUCACUCUCGAGGUCGAGAGCUCCGACACCAUCGACAACGUCAAGGCCAAGAUCCAGGACAAGGAAGGAAUCCCGCCGGACCAGCAGCGUCUGAUCUUCGCCGGAAAACAGCUCGAAGACGGCCGAACCCUCGCCGACUAUAACAUCCAGAAGGAGUCCACUCUCCAUCUGGUGCUUCGUCUUCGCGGCGGUAUGCAGAUCUUCGUCAAAACCCUCACCGGCAAGACUAUAACCCUAGAAGUCGAGAGCUCCGACACGAUCGACAACGUCAAAGCCAAGAUCCAGGAUAAGGAAGGAAUUCCGCCGGAUCAGCAGAGGCUGAUCUUCGCCGGCAAGCAGUUGGAGGACGGCCGAACCCUAGCCGAUUACAAUAUCCAGAAGGAGUCAACGCUCCAUCUGGUGCUCAGGCUUCGCGGCGGUAUGCAGAUCUUCGUCAAGACCCUCACCGGCAAGACGAUCACGCUUGAGGUGGAGAGUUCCGACACCAUCGACAACGUGAAGGCCAAGAUCCAAGACAAGGAAGGAAUUCCUCCCGAUCAGCAAAGGCUGAUCUUCGCCGGAAAGCAGCUGGAGGACGGUCGUACCCUCGCCGAUUACAAUAUCCAGAAGGAGAGCACUCUCCAUCUGGUCCUUCGUCUUCGCGGAGGUAUGCAGAUCUUUGUGAAAACCCUAACAGGCAAGACCGUAACCCUAGAAGUUGAAAGCUCCGACACCAUCGACAACGUGAAGGCCAAGAUCCAGGACAAGGAAGGAAUCCCGCCGGACCAGCAGAGGCUUAUCUUCGCCGGGAAGCAGCUCGAGGACGGUCGCACCCUCGCCGAUUAUAAUAUCCAGAAGGAGAGCACUCUCCAUCUUGUUCUUCGGCUUCGUGGAGGGAUGCAGAUCUUUGUGAAAACCCUCACCGGCAAGACGAUCACCCUCGAGGUCGAGAGCUCGGACACGAUCGACAACGUUAAGGCCAAGAUCCAGGACAAGGAGGGGAUUCCUCCGGACCAGCAGCGUCUGAUCUUCGCCGGAAAGCAGCUCGAGGACGGGCGCACCCUCGCCGACUACAAUAUCCAGAAGGAGAGCACUCUCCAUCUGGUGCUUCGUCUUCGUGGAGGGAUGCAGAUCUUCGUCAAGACCCUCACCGGCAAGACGAUCACCCUCGAGGUUGAGAGCUCUGAUACGAUCGACAACGUGAAGGCGAAGAUUCAGGACAAGGAGGGCAUUCCCCCGGACCAGCAGCGUCUCAUCUUUGCAGGGAAGCAGUUGGAGGAUGGUCGCACUCUUGCUGAUUACAAUAUUCAGAAGGAGUCUACCCUCCACCUUGUCCUCCGUCUCCGUGGUGGGGCUUUCUGAAAAAGUUUUAUGUUCUCUGUUAAUAUGGUUCGAUGUGGACCAUAAAAAAAGAA